This is a messenger RNA of Nicotiana tabacum (common tobacco), 1658 nucleotides long. Its product is annotated as putative protein phosphatase 2C 60. The record is from RefSeq and is a predicted model, not a curated record. Gene Ontology annotation, biological process: protein dephosphorylation. Gene Ontology annotation, molecular function: protein serine/threonine phosphatase activity; cation binding. NCBI's taxonomy places the organism in Eukaryota, Viridiplantae, Streptophyta, Magnoliopsida, Solanales, Solanaceae.
AUUCUUGUUCCUGAAUAUUCAGAAAGACCAGUCAUUGUAAAAAGUAGUCAUCAGAAUUUCCUUCCUAUUGUUUUUCCGCCGGAGUUUCUUCGCCGGCGAAGUUGACCACUAGUUCCCGUCGGCCUCUUACCUCCUCCUCCGAUCUCCUUCUCCGGCGAAAUCCACUUUGCAGCUUUUAUGUUAUCAUUAUAAUCGAAGAUUUGCACUAAGAGCUUCUGAUAACCACUCUGAAUCAGUGGUUUCCGCUAAAGGAGAUGGGUAUAUACCUGAGUACUCCGAAAACAGAGAAAUUUUCAGAAGAUGGUGAGAAUGUUAAGGUUAGAUAUGGUUUAUCAUCAAUGCAAGGAUGGCGAGCAACUAUGGAAGAUGCUCAUGCAGCAAUUACUGACUUGGAUGCUUCCACUUCCUUUUUUGGUGUCUAUGAUGGUCAUGGAGGUAAAGUUGUUGCUAAAUUUUGUGCCAAGUAUCUACAUCAGCAAGUGCUGAAGCAUGAAGCAUAUCUGCAUGGAGAUAUUGGAACUUCAGUCCAGAAAGCCUUUUUCAGAAUGGAUGAGAUGAUGCGUGGUCAGAGAGGAUGGAGGGAGCUGGCUGCGUUAGGGGAUAGAUUAAACAAGUUUACGGGUAUGAUAGAGGGUCUUAUGUGGUCUCCAAGAAACGGUGAUGGAAACGGCAAUACUGAUGAUUGGGCCUUUGAGGAGGGGCCUCACUCUGAUUUUCCUGGACCAACUUCUGGAAGUACGGCUUGUGUUGCAAUCAUUAGAGAGAACCAAGUCAUUGUUGCGAAUGCUGGUGAUUCGCGCUGUGUGAUUUCACGGAAGGGCCAGGCGUAUAAUCUAUCAAGGGAUCACAAACCUGAUCUUGAGAUUGAAAGAGAGAGGAUCCUGAAAGCAGGUGGUUUCAUCCAUGCAGGACGUGUUAAUGGUAGCUUAAAUCUUGCAAGAGCUAUAGGUGACAUGGAAUUCAAGCAGAAUAAGUUUUUGCCAGCUGAGAAGCAAGUUGUUACAGCCGAUCCAGACAUAAAUAUUGUUGAACUAUGUGAUGAUGAUGAUUUUAUUGUGCUCGCCUGUGAUGGUGUGUGGGACUGCAUGUCGAGCCAGCAAUUAGUGGACUUUAUACAUGAGCAGCUGAACUCGGAAUCCAAGCUUUCAGCGAUAUGUGAAAGAGUUCUUGAUCGGUGUUUGGCACCUACUGCUGGAGGUGAAGGAUGCGAUAAUAUGACCAUGAUUUUAGUACAACUCAAAAAACCUAUUCUCUCGGGGGCUUCUCCACGCGAUGAACCAUCGGCUUCUCCAGGCGAUGAACCAUCGGCUUCUCCAGGUGAUGAGCUGUCAGCUUUGAGUGAGAAACUCCCUGCUUCAGAUGAAGUAAAUGCUGAAUCAAAACCAGCAGAAUGUGGAUCAAGUUCAUAAUCACAGAUAUCCUUUGUUGAGUCUGAAACUUCCUUCUCAAAGUAUAAUCUGCAGUUGUAAAUGAUUGUUUCUUUUGGGCUAUGUGGAUCAACUACUGAAAAUUUUACUUUUAUUGCUGCUGGUUGUAUAUGUUUUUUGUAUUGUACUAUAACUCUUUGGAUGACAUGUAUAGAUGCUAGACCAGAUGUCUGACAUGAAAACUAAAAACCGAACAAUUUGUUAUCCAAAUUGAUUACAUCCUUUUUUUUC